AUGGCCGACUUCAAAUUCAUCCUUCGCUCGGUCGAAGAUGGUGUGGGAAUCCUUCAGCUACAUGACCCCAAGAAGAGGAAUGCACUGGGCUGGGAACUACACCGCGAGAUCAUCCAAGCCCUCGAACUCUGGGCCUACGACGACACCGUCGCCGCAGUCCUUCUGGUGGGCAACGAGGACUAUUUUUGCGCCGGGUGGGCACUCGACGUGCUGCAGGGUACCGACGCGGAUGGCAACGAACGCACCAAGUUUGUCGACCUUGCCUACCAGCUGAUGAUCGCGCUCUACGACUACCGCAAGCCGACGAUCGCGGCCGUGGCCGGCACCGCCCCGGGGUAUGGCAUGGACCUGGCCAACAUGUGCGACAUCACAGUGGCCAGCCGCAACGCGCUGUUUGGCAGCACGCAGGUCAAAUAUGCCAUGAACGGCUUCUACCACGGCAUGGUGCGCAAGGUCGGGGCCCAGCGCGCACGGAAGAUGUUGUUCACUGGUGACCCCAUCACCGCCGAGGAGGCGUUCCGCGUGGGCAUGGUGGACGAGCUAGUCGCGGUCGGCCAGGUUCGCGAGCGCGCACUCCAGCUCGCCAAAAAUAUUGCCGAGGCCGGCGCCGAGUUGACUACGGUGCUUAAGGAGGUCGCACUCCGGGCGAACAACAUGGACCAUGUCAGUGCUACGGCGUACGAGUUGAGAGUCACCGCCGACUUGGUGCAACGAGGAUUAUUUACCAGAAUGAUUGAGAGCGGCUUACAGCGGAUGAAGGCGAAAAGAAGCAGAGCAACUGAGCGACUCUAG
This is a messenger RNA of Fonsecaea monophora, 792 nucleotides long. RefSeq lists its product as hypothetical. NCBI's taxonomy places the organism in Eukaryota, Fungi, Ascomycota, Eurotiomycetes, Chaetothyriales, Herpotrichiellaceae. Bases 1 to 792 code for a protein of 263 amino acids. The transcript has a single exon. The record is from RefSeq and is a predicted model, not a curated record. Gene Ontology annotation, biological process: fatty acid beta-oxidation. Gene Ontology annotation, molecular function: enoyl-CoA hydratase activity.